This is a messenger RNA of Prinia subflava (tawny-flanked prinia), 2050 nucleotides long. RefSeq names its product rho-related BTB domain-containing protein 2-like. NCBI's taxonomy places the organism in Eukaryota, Metazoa, Chordata, Aves, Passeriformes, Cisticolidae. Gene Ontology annotation, molecular function: GTP binding; GTPase activity; protein kinase binding. The transcript has 9 exons. Bases 82 to 1992 code for a protein of 636 amino acids. Gene Ontology annotation, cellular component: cell projection; cytoplasmic vesicle; cytoskeleton. The record is from RefSeq and is a predicted model, not a curated record. Gene Ontology annotation, biological process: regulation of actin cytoskeleton organization; regulation of cell shape; establishment or maintenance of cell polarity.
GGCGGGGGUCGGUAACGGGCCGGGGCCGGGCGGGGGGCGCUGAGCGGGGCCGCUCCGCUGCCCGGGGCCCCCCGCGCCCCCAUGGACCCCGACGUGGACUACGAGCGCCCCAACGUCGAGACCAUCAAGUGCGUGGUGGUGGGCGACAACGCGGUGGGCAAGACGCGGCUGAUCUGCGCCCGCGCCUGCAACGCCACGCUGAGCCAGUACCGGCUGCUGGCCACACACGUGCCCACCGUGUGGGCCAUCGACCAGUACCGCGUCUGCCAGGAGGUGCUGGAGCGCUCCCGGGAUGUGGUGGACGAGGUCAGCGUUUCCCUGCGCCUCUGGGACACCUUCGGGGACCACCACAAGGACCGGCGCUUCGCCUAUGGCAGGUCGGACGUGGUGGUGCUCUGCUUCUCGCUGGCGAACCCCAACUCUCUGCGACACGUGAAGACCAUGUGGUACCCCGAGAUCAAGCACUUCUGUCCCCGCACGCCCAUCGUGCUGGUGGGCUGCCAGCUGGACCUGCGCUACGCUGACCUGGACGCCGUCAACCGCGCGCGCCGGCCGCUGGCCAAGCCCAUCAAGCCCUCGGACAUCCUGCCGCCGGAGCGGGGGCACGAGGUGGCCCAGGAGCUGGGGGUGCCCUACUACGAGACCAGCGUGGUGGCCCAGUUCGGGGUCAAGGACGUGUUCGACAAUGCCAUCCGUGCCGCGCUCGUGUCCCGCCGCCACCUGCAGUUCUGGAAGUCCCACCUGCGCAAGAUGCAGCGCCCGCUGCUGCAGGCGCCCUUCCUGCCCCCCAAGCCCCCCCCGCCCCUCAUCCAGGUGCCUGAUGCUCCCCCCGGCCUGGGGGGCGGCCCGGCCGCGCUGUUCCAAGCCCCGCUCUGCGCCGACGUCGUCUUCCAGCUGCAGGGCGGCCACCGCGUCUUCGCCCACCGCGUCUACCUGGCCACCGCCUGCUCCCGCUUCUACGACCUCUUCACGCUGGAGACCUCCAGCGAGGGGGAAGGGGGGGCCCGUGACCUGUCAUCGUGGGGCCGCGGCUUCCUGAGCCUGCGCUGGGAGCCGGUGGCCGACCCGGUGGCGGGGCGGGAGCGGCGGAUGGCGGUGGUGGCCAUGGACCGCGGCGUGCGGCCGGAGCCGCUCCGCGCCGUGCUGGAGUAUCUGUACACGGGCAGGCUGGAGCGGCCCCACGGCGACCUGCGGCAGGUGGGUGCCGUGGCCGAGCUGCUGGAGGUGUUCGACCUGCGCAUGAUGGUGGCCAACGAGCUCAACCAGGAGAGCUUCAUGAACCAGGAGAUCACCAAGGCCUUCCACGUGCGCCGCGCCAACCGCGUCAAGGAGUGCCUGGCCAAGGGCGUCUUCGCAGACGUGGUGUUCCGUGUGGAUGACGGCGCCGUGCCGGCGCACAAGCCGCUGCUCAUCGCCGGCUGCGACUGGAUGAGGGCCAUGUUCCGGGGGGGAUUCCGCGAGAGCUACGCCGACGAGGUGUCCCUGCCGGGCACCAACUGCGCCUGCCUCCGCGCCGUCCUCGACUUCCUCUACACGGGGGUCUUCACCCCCACGCCCGACCUGGACGCCAUGGAGCUGCUCAUCCUCACGGACCGGCUGUGCCUGCCGCGGCUGCAGGCGCUCACCGAGCAAUACGCCGUGGACGAGCUGCUGCGAGCCUUCAUGCAGCGCGUGGAGAUCGACGAGCAGGUCAUCAUCUACCUGGAGAUGACGCAGUUCCACAAUGCCCGGCAGCUGGCGGCGUGGUGCCUGCACUACAUCUGCACCAACUACAACCGCGUGUGCCGCCGCUUCCCCCGCGAGAUGAAGUUCAUGUCCCCAGAGAACCAGGCGCACUUUGAGCGGCACCGCUGGCCCCCGGUGUGGUACCUGAAGGAGGAGGAUCUGUACCUGCGCUCCAAGAAGGAGCGGGAGCGCGAGGAGCAGCUGCAGCGCAAGCAGCACCCCCGCAGCAAGUGGUGCUUCUGGCGGCCCUCACCCCCCGUGGCCUGAGCGGGGGGCUCGGGGAGGGCACUGGGGGGCUCGGGGGGGCUGGGAGCCCCUGUGCUGA